UUUAUCUAAGGUAUGAUUUACUAGGGCGUCACGCGUAAUGGUUAUAACCUGGUUAAUGAAUUCUUUUGGAGCUUUUUGCUAUAUUUGCUAGAUUCAUUGUUUGUUUGAUCUUUUACUAAGAUGGAUAACCGUAUGGAGACGGAUGCGUUUUAUUCGUUACGCAAUCACAUUCGUUACAUGUUUCAUCGUUCUCCGCAGGCUAAGAAUGCCAUCCACUACGACAGUAAGGUUCUUCGUAUGAAAUUCAAUUCAAUUCUAUCUAAUCGUGGUAAUGAGGCUUCCAAGAUACUUGCUUCAGAUUUGGUGAACAUCUGCAGUAGACACAACAUUAAGAAGUGUUUAAAGCUUUGCAGUUGCAGUUUGCGUGACAGGACUGUAUCUCCUACUAGUAAGAUAAAUGCUAUGCAACUAGUGGUCAUCAUUGCUUUAUCUAAUGACUACAAUGCAUAUUUGGUUGCUAGGUCAAAAGUUUUGGAGAUUGUUGCCAGGAUUGGGGAUCAGCGUGACAGUCCCAGUCGCAAAUCUCUUCUUGGUGGUUGGAACAAUGCUGUUCAGUUAUCUAAAUGCAUUAAUUACGCCAAUGCUAUAAUUGAGACGUUAUCUAAAAUUGAGGUUUUCGAUUUGACUCUUCACCAGAGUUUACCUUUUGGUGUUAUGUGUUUACUUUCUCAAUGCAACCAAUUACGUCUUCAGCAGCUUGCCAUUGGUUCUGUGCCUUUGAACCACCUUACUUCCAAUAGGAAGCCAUCGGAUGGUGGGUCUUACUCUGGUUCAGCUCGUGAGAACUAUGACAGUGCCGUGCCCAAAUCAUAUAGGACACGUGUGAAGGGUCUUGAAUUCACUGUUUCAAAGAUUCAGGAUGAGAUGGAGGACUUGGGUGUCUUGGUUGAUGAUGACAGUCCUGGUAUUCUUCCGGAGCGCGCUCCUACGGUUGAGAAUCGUUUGAUAGAGUUGGUCAGCAACCUUUGUUACUUACGGGGUGAGGCCAGCAAUUUAUUGAAUGAGAUGAUAGACGCCGACGAGUGCAACAUGAAUGCCAAUUUGACUGCAUUGAUAGGCCAAAUAAAGAACUUGGAGGUACAAUGCCGCAGUGGAUAUUUGGAUAAGGACGCUUACGCCGACACUCGUGCUUUGAAUCUAACUUUUAACCACUUGGAAAGGACGGACAAUUACCACGAUGAAUUCCACACUACCGUUGACCGUUUAGACCUCCCAUACAUCAGCAACAAGCAUGACGAAACGUCUUCUAUGCAUUCCUUUAAAUCUAUUGUUACCUAUGCUACUAACAAGUCCAAAAAGCCGGGAAACAGCUCUAACAACAUGUUGUCACCUGUUCCACUUCGGAUCGCCCCGUGUUCCAGUGAUACCACCUCUAUGCGUAUAAGCAACUUCUCGGUAGAGGCCAAUGUAUCUAGUUUUGAGAACAAUUCCACCUCUAUGGAUACUGGCUUAUUGAAUCGUUCUGAAGCUGAGUAUAACGAUUGCCAUUCGCUUGAGACACCUAAUUCAUUCCAGUUCUAUGACAGUUCGUUAACCACGUCCAACGUUGAUAGUUCCUUGGUUUCCAAUACAGCUGAGGUAUCCACUAACCCGUCUGUGUAUGACAGCCCCUAUCACUUAGACGCCAGCGAGGCCGUUAGUGCCUUGGGUAGGGCAGGCUCACCUGAUAUGAAGGCACCCACUGGUGACCCUUCACCAGACUGCGACACUGCGGCGAAUGGGCCAAGUACCCCUAAAAACACGAAGGAUGGGCUAUGUGACGUGGGUGUAGGUAGGGCAGACUACCGGCACGGUGAUUCAAACACUGCUGACUCUAGGGUAGCCGAUGUGUUGGCACCAUAUUCGGAUAUAAAGGAUGGAAAUCAAUCUCGUAUGAGGGAUGUGAGUGCUUUACCAUUUUCUAAGCACACUCCCUUGAGUCGUGUUUUUAACAUUGACAUUCUGAAUGAGGAGGCUGACACUGAGGACGACAACAGCAAUUCUGACUCUAGCAAUGCUCCACUUUCUAAUUUAUCUGCUAUACGUGAUAUUGUUUUAUUAAGGGCCACGGAUAUAUACAAUGACGACGAUGUGAGUGUGGUAUUUCGUCAGGACCUUGUUUCUGAGGAUCAGGGUGAGGUGCUGGUUUGUGAGCUCGUUUUGACAAACAAGGGUGACGACACCAUUGAGCAGCUACAGUUUGAUUUUCUCAACUUUGAGAAUUUCCCUAUCCAUUUAUUAUUGUUACCCAUGCCUUGUGACGUCAAUGUAGUUUCUCCCAAGGAUUCAAUGGAAAUUCGCUUUAAACUCUAUACAUUGGCUCCAUUUAUCGGUCUUCCUAAGGUUACUAUCCACACUAAGUUUGGCGCCAACAAGAUUGAGAGGAGCUAUACCUUGUUUUUACCUGUUCCAAUAUCAAGCUUCCUUUUCCCCGAGCUUUGUGAGGAUGUUGGAUGCUUGGUAGCUCUGAAGAAACAGUCUAAAUGCUACUUUUUUGCGCGGAACGCUGUAGAAUUCGAUGCCGCGGCUAAAUUGGUUACCUUGGGCGGCCAUUUAACAAGUUUCCAGAUAGAAUCUGAGCCGCGUAGUCAUUAUUUAAUGGCUACGUUUUCUCAGCAUCUUCAUGAUAAUCGUGGCGGCAAUGCCACUAAGCAUCGGGUAUUGAUAAAGCUGGAGUGUUCUUCCGAGCCCAAAUCGUUUAGUAUGUAUGUUUAUUCCGAUUCUGAGCGGCUAGCGGGUGCUGUAGCUCAGCUUUAUCGUUACCUUCUCCACAACAAGGCUUCGGGCUCUGUCUAGCUAUACGCUCAC
Messenger RNA from Babesia bovis T2Bo, 2787 nucleotides. RefSeq lists its product as uncharacterized. The transcript has a single exon. Bases 121 to 2775 code for a protein of 884 amino acids. Lineage: Eukaryota; Apicomplexa; Aconoidasida; Piroplasmida; Babesiidae. The record is from RefSeq and is a predicted model, not a curated record.